This is a messenger RNA of Andrographis paniculata, 3339 nucleotides long. RefSeq names its product probable LRR receptor-like serine/threonine-protein kinase At1g56140. The transcript is spliced from 24 exons. The record is from RefSeq and is a predicted model, not a curated record. The coding region runs from base 122 to 3226 and encodes 1034 amino acids. Gene Ontology annotation, biological process: protein phosphorylation. Lineage: Eukaryota; Viridiplantae; Streptophyta; Magnoliopsida; Lamiales; Acanthaceae. Gene Ontology annotation, molecular function: ATP binding; protein binding; protein kinase activity.
GGCAAAAAUUCAGUGCAAUUCGCAGCCAUUUUUGAAGCCCAGCUCGCUUGCUCUGCCUCCAAGUUCAUAGAUUCGUCCUACAGGAGUUCCUUCCAUUCCAUUUCCAUUCAAGAGUAUUACUAUGGCGGAGGAACGGUGCCUCGACUCGCGGCGGCACUUGCUCGUCUGGUGGUUUUUGUUAGCUGUUGGAUUUGCGGCGGAUGUUGCGCGAGCGCAGAAUGGGACUACGAAUGCCACAACCCAUCCUGUUGAUGCAAGUGCUAUCAACACCAUGUUUGCACGAUGGGGGCUUGUGGCCUCUGAUCAAUGGAACAUUAGCGGAGAAGUAUGUAGCGGUAUUGCCGUUACUCCAGGUCCAGCUCCAGAUAUUGGAAUUAAAUGUAAUUGUGACAUCGAUAAUGGUACUACUUGCCGUAUCAGAUCUCUGAAAGUUUUCCAAGCAGAUCUUUCUGGUCCGAUUCCGGACGAACUUUGGAAUUUAACUUAUCUAACGGACCUAAAUAUGGGUCGAAAUUAUUUUACGGGUCCGCUCUCUGCAUCAGUUGGACGUCUUACUCGCAUGAUGUACCUGAGCUUUGGAGUGAAUUCUUUAUCAGGGGAAAUUCCAAAAGAACUUGGAAGAUUGACUGAUUUGAGAUCAUUGGGGCUUAGCAUAAACAACUUCUCUGGAUCUUUACCACCUGAGCUAGGCAACCUGACAAAGUUGACACAGCUAUACGUUGACGCUGCUGGAGUCAGUGGUCCAAUCCCGGAAACAUUUGCUCGUCUACAGAGCUUGGAGAGAGUGUGGGCUUUUGACAGUGCAUUCACCGGGCAGAUACCUGAUUUCAUUGGAAAUUGGUCAAAACUUGUUACACUGAGGCUUCAAGGAAAUUCAUUCCAGGGUCCAAUACCACAAUCAUUUUCCAAUCUAGUCUCUUUAACUGACUUGAGAAUAAGUGAACUAUCUAAUGGGAGCACGUCACUAAACUUCCUCAGAAAUAUGACUUCUCUAUUUACCUUAGUUCUAAGAAACAAUAAUAUUUCUGGUCCUAUACCUUCAUAUUUGAGUGCAUUGCAGCGUUUGUCAUUCCUGGAUUUGAGCUUCAACAAUUUCACAGGAACAGUUCCAGAUUCACUUUUCACUCUCAAUUCUCUCACUCACUUGUUCCUUGGCAAUAACAAGCUAACUGGGGUACUACCAUCCCAAAAGACUGCUAGUCUCCAAUAUAUAGAUUUAUCAUACAACGAGUUAUCGGGAGCCUUUCCCUCUUGGGUCAGAGAGCAGAACUUACAACUUAACUUGGUUGCCAACAACUUCAGCUUUGACAAUUCUAAUGGCAGUGCUCUGCCUUCUGGAUUGAAUUGUCUUCAAAGAAAUUUUCCUUGUCAUAGAGGCUCACCUAUUUAUUCCAACUUUGCAAUUAAAUGUGCCGGGGAACAGUUUAGGGCUGAAGAUCUCUUAUAUGAAUCAGAAAACGAGACUCUUGGCCCAGCGGCUUAUUACAUGACUGGCACUGGCAGAUGGGCUGUUAGCAAUGCCGGUGCUGAUAGCGAGAAUCCAAAAUAUACCACCUCCACCUUAACACCAUUCACAAAUACUUUGCAUCCAGAGCUGUUCCGAAGUUCUCGAUUAUCAGGUGGAUCAUUAAGGUAUUAUGGCUUAGGACUCCAAAAUGGUAACUACACUGUGACGCUCCAGUUUGCAGAGUCCGAAAUUUCAGAAAGUGGGAGCUGGAAGAGCCUUGGGCGGCGUGUGUUUAACAUAUAUGUCCAGGGUAAAUUGGAGGAGAAAGAUUUUGACAUAAGAAGAGAGGCUGGCGGAGCAUCUACGAGAGCUGUUGUGAAGCAAUUCAGAGCUGAGGUGUUGGAGAACCAUAUUGAAAUCCAUUUCUUCUGGGCUGGUAAAGGAACUGAAUAUAUUCCUACUGCAGGUACAUACGGUCCUUCGAUCUCAGCAAUAAGUGCCGUGCCUGCAGAUUUUAUUCCCACUGUUUCGAACAAUCCUCCCGGAGGGAAGAAGAAUCGUGUAGCCAUGAUUAUACAGAUUGUUGUUGGUGUCGUAGCUGCAAGUAUGCUUUGUGUAAUUGCAGUCUGCUGUAUUCUCUGGAGAAGAAAGAAACAGAAAAAUCUUGAGGAUGAUGAAUUAUUGGGUAUCGAUGCUCGCCCCACCAUAUUCAGUUAUGCGGAACUUAAGGCUGCAACAAAUGACUUUGAUCCUUCUAAUAAGCUCGGAGAGGGUGGAUUUGGACCUGUCUACAAGGGAACACUGGAGGAUGGACGACAAGUUGCUGUUAAACAGUUGUCUAUGUCAUCUCAUCAAGGGAAGAGCCAGUUUGUCGCUGAAAUAGCUACUAUUUCUGCUGUGCAGCACCGUAACCUUGUUAAGCUGUACGGCUGCUGCAUCGAGGGAGAUAAACGGCUGCUUGUUUACGAGUACCUCAAGAACAAGAGUCUCGACAAGCUAUUGUUUGGAACUGGGAGUAGAGAUUUGAAUCUCGACUGGGCUGUGCGUUACAACAUAUGCGUGGGAGUGGCGAGGGGCCUCGCCUAUCUCCACGAGGAAUCUCGACUUCGAAUUGUUCACAGAGAUGUGAAGGCCAGCAACAUUUUGCUCGAUUCCGACCUCAGUCCUAAGAUAUCAGAUUUCGGAUUGGCCAAAUUAUACGAGGCUGAAAAGUCGCAUAUAAGCACCCGAGUCGCCGGCACGAUCGGAUAUCUUGCUCCCGAAUACGCCAUGUUCGGACAUCUCACGGAAAAGGUCGACACAUUUAGCUUUGGCGUCAUGGCCCUUGAGAUCAUCAGCGGAAGGCUGAGUUCUGACCCGAGUUUGGAGGACGAGACCAUGUAUCUCCUCGAAUGGGCGUGGAGCCUCCACGAAAGGAACGAGGAAAUCGUUCUAGUCGACUCCUCACUAGACGAGUACAAUCCCGACGAAGUCGUGAGAUUAAUAGGCGUAGCUCUGUUAUGCACGCAAGCAUCCCCGCUGUUGCGGCCAGCCAUGUCCCGUGUUGUGGCCAUGCUGGCCGGAGACAUGGAUGUGGCUCCCGUGACCACACGGCCGGGGUACCUUGUCGACUGGAGGUUCAACGACGUCACUGCCGUCAUGUCGGCGCCGUCCAAGGUUAGUUCUACAUCUGUUCAUGUUGAAUUAUCUAGUUCAGUUAGUAAUAGUAAUUCUACCUCAACUGCAUCACAACUUCAGUUCCCUAAUGAUCAUACCAUCCCAAUGCUCAUUGACUCAUGAGAUCAUUGAGUGGUGAGGGGAUUUUUUUUUUUUUGUUUCGAAAAAAAAUGAAAUUAUAGAGUUAUUAUAUUUAUGUAUGUAUAUUUUGUGAAUAUAUAUGUAUGGAUGUUUAA